CCAGGAGGGGGCUGUCCGGUCGCUGAUUGGACCUGGGCAGCGUCCCGCCGGCUGGGAGGCAGGUAGAAAAGCCCCAGUGCAAAGCUCAACACCGGGAUCUUGAACGGUGCUGGUGGGAGAGGGAGAGGGAGACCCGGCGUCAUGACCGGCAGGGAGGAGAGCAGCGAGGCCGGAGGCAAACCAUUUGUGGGGGAUUUUCCGUGCGCCAGCAAGGAGCCCGAGAAAAGUAGCCGCUCCAGGGGCUUCGCCAUCACCGACCUGCUGGGACUGGACAGCGCCGCCGAGUCCGGACAGGCGGGAGCCGCGCCGCCGCCGCCACCUCCGCCGCCAGGGGCGCCGCCGCUGCUCCCGGCCGGGCUGGGGCUGGGGCUGGGGCUGCUGUGUAGCCGUUCCCUCAGCGCCUUCCGUCCGCCCCGCCCCGCCUUUCUCGACGUGCUGUCCGAGCUGCACGUCAGACCCGCCGGCCUGCACGGUCACCUGCCGCUGAUCCGGAGGGUCGCUCUCCACGACAGCCAGCAGCAGCCGCACAACUCCGAUGAUGAGAACAUGUCAUGUGAUCACAGUGACCCAAAGAAUUCAACAGCAUCACAGGUGAAAAGGAAGAAGAGGCGACACAGGUUGUGUGUUACAGCUCACCAGUUGAGGAAACUGGAGAAAAUCUUUAAUGAGGCUCAUUACCCUGAUGUAUAUGCCAGAGAAAUGUUAGCUAUGAAGACAGAGCUGGCAGAAGAUUCCCCUCAGGUGUGGUUUCAAAACCGAAGAGCGAAGUGGAGGAAGAGGGAGAAAUGCUGGGGCAGGAGCAGUGUGAUGGCUGAAUAUGGACUAUACGGAGCCAUGGUCAGGCACUCCAUCCCACUGCCCGAAUCCAUACUCAAUUCUACCAAAAAUGGUUUAGUAGGAUCUUGUGCCCCCUGGCUGCUUGGAAUGCAUAAAAAAUCAAUUGACCCGACAAUGAAAGCUAAAAUGUGGAAUCUGUGA
Molecule: messenger RNA, 978 nt
Organism: Pristis pectinata (smalltooth sawfish)
Lineage: Eukaryota; Metazoa; Chordata; Chondrichthyes; Rhinopristiformes; Pristidae
Product: visual system homeobox 1-like
Biological process (GO): regulation of transcription by RNA polymerase II
Cellular component (GO): nucleus
Molecular function (GO): sequence-specific double-stranded DNA binding
Source: RefSeq, a predicted model, not a curated record